ACGAAUGAAAGCUCACAAACUACCAAAGAUCACGGGGGUCGGGGCCUGUUCCCGAGGGAGCCGUAUAUCCUCCGUCUCGGGCUCGUCAGAGUCGUGAAAGAAGAAACAGGAUUCUGCUAGUCCGUGGCAACAUCAUGUCGGCGGACACCAAAAUCGCAGAGCUUUUAACAGAGCUCCAUCAACUCAUCAAGCAGACGCAGGAGGAGCGGUCGCGCAGUGAACACAACCUGCUCAACAUCCAGAAAACACAUGAGAGGAUGCAGACUGAGAACAAGACCUCCCCUUACUACCGGACUAAGCUGAGGGGACUCUACACCACAGCCAGAGCAGACGCUGAGGCAGAGUGCAGUAUUCUUCGUCAUGCUCUCGACAAAAUUGCAGAGAUCAAAUCCUUAUUGGAGGAGAGGCGAAUAGCGGCUAAGAUGGCAGGGGUGAACAGUGACAAUGACCCCCCCAGGAAGACCAUGCGGAGGGGGGUGCUGAUGACACUGCUCCAACAGUCAGCCAUGACGCUCCCGCUGUGGAUUGGCAAGCCAGGAGACAGUCCUCCUCCCCUGUGUGGGGCGAUGCCAGCCAACAGUGACUACGUGGCCAAGCAAGGGGACAAGGUGGCAGCGCGGGUCAAGGCCGUGGACGGAGACGAACAGUGGAUCCUGGCUGAGGUGGUCAGCUACAGCCACUCCACCAACAAGUACGAAGUGGAUGACAUUGAUGAGGAAGGAAAAGAGAGACACACCCUGAGCAGGCGGCGUAUCAUCCCCCUGCCCCAGUGGAAGGCCAACCCAGAGACGGACCCGGAGGCCCUGUUCAGUAAAGACCAGCUGGUGCUGGCCCUCUACCCCCAGACCACCUGCUUCUACAGAGCCCUCAUCCACACACACCCACACCGGCCCCAGGACGACUACUCAGUGCUGUUUGAGGACACGUCGUACGCAGACGGCUACUCCCCGCCCCUCAACGUAGCUCAGAGAUACGUGGUGGCCUGCAAAGAGAACAAAAAGAAGUAAAGAAGAGACUGAUAAAGAGGAGAAGAAAGAGAGGAGUCAGGAUAAAUCAAGGGGACUGUGACUGAAGAUACUGUAUUUUGUCAGACUUGACAAGUACACUGUGUAGACAAGUGUUCCUAGACAAGUGUUUCCAACCACCCCCCCUCCCCAGAAUAACAAUGGAUUCCAUACCUUAACCACACGUAUGGACACACUGAGGGCGGGUUUCAAAUAAAAUAACAUCAAAUGAAA
This is a messenger RNA of Oncorhynchus mykiss (rainbow trout), 1238 nucleotides long. RefSeq names its product SAGA-associated factor 29. Gene Ontology annotation, cellular component: SAGA complex. The record is from RefSeq and is a predicted model, not a curated record. Lineage: Eukaryota; Metazoa; Chordata; Actinopteri; Salmoniformes; Salmonidae.